CAAACUCAGGAAUUUUAUAGGCUCACUUCACCUAAAAAUUCCUUAGUUAAAAAAUCACUAACAAAUCAAAAAACAAACUUUCCUUCACUUUCUCAGCAAAAUCUAUAAAUUUUCCCGGAAAAUUCCCACCUUUCAUACCACAAAAUGGAAUUCUCCAAUGGCGAUCACUCAUUUUGCACCACGAGUCAUGACCCGUUAAACUGGGGAAUGGCGGCCGAGUCACUCAAAGGUAGCCAUCUUGACGAGGUCAAACGUAUGAUCAAUGAUUAUAGGAAGCCUGUGGUUAACCUAGGUGGCCGGACCUUGACUGUAGCGCAAGUUACCGCAAUUGCGAACCGCGACGUGGCCGGAGUCAAAGUCGAGCUGUCCGAGGAGGCUCGGGCCGGCGUAAAGGCGAGCAGUGACUGGGUUAUGGAGAGCAUGAACAAAGGAACUGAUAGCUAUGGUGUCACUACUGGUUUUGGUGCAACUUCUCAUAGAAGAACUAAGCAAGGUGGUGCCCUCCAAAAAGAGCUUAUAAGGUUCUUGAAUGCUGGGAUAUUUGGAAAUGGCACAGAAACUAGUCACACAUUGCCGCAUUCAACAACAAGAGCAGCAAUGUUAGUGAGAAUCAACACUUUAUUACAAGGUUAUUCAGGCAUCCGAUUUGAAAUCUUAGAAGCUCUUACCAAAUUUAUCAAUCACAACAUUACUCCAUCGUUACCUUUACGGGGCACAAUCACCGCCUCCGGCGACCUAGUUCCGUUAUCCUACAUUGCCGGCCUACUCAUCGGUCGACCUAAUUCCAAAUCUGUCGGUCCAAACGGAGAAUGUUUGGACCCUGCUCAAGCCUUUAAACUUGCUGGAAUUAGUACUGGAUUUUUUGACUUGCAACCCAAGGAAGGUCUUGCCCUAGUAAAUGGUACUGCAGUUGGUUCUGGAUUAGCUUCAAUGGUACUAUUUGAGACUAAUGUUUUAGCAGUUUUAUCAGAGAUUAUGUCAGCAAUUUUUGCUGAAGUUAUGCAAGGAAAACCUGAAUUUACUGAUCAUUUGACACAUAAAUUGAAGCAUCAUCCGGGCCAAAUCGAAGCUGCAGCGAUUAUGGAACAUAUUUUGGAUGGUAGUUCUUACAUUAAAUCAGCUGAGAAAUUACAUGAAAUUGAUCCUUUACAAAAGCCUAAGCAAGAUCGAUAUGCUCUUCGAACUUCUCCUCAAUGGUUAGGCCCUCAGAUUGAAGUAAUUCGAUCAUCGACAAAAAUGAUCGAACGUGAAAUCAAUUCCGUGAAUGAUAAUCCAUUGAUUGAUGUGUCACGAAACAAGGCAUUACAUGGCGGGAACUUUCAAGGUACGCCAAUCGGUGUUUCGAUGGAUAAUACUCGUUUAGCCGUUGCUGCAAUAGGUAAGCUUAUGUUUGCGCAAUUUUCGGAACUUGUUAAUGACUUUUACAACAAUGGUUUGCCUUCGAAUCUUACCGGUGGUCGUGAUCCAAGCUUGGAUUACGGCUUCAAAGGCGCUGAAAUCGCCAUGGCAUCGUACUGCUCGGAGCUUCAAUUCCUCGCGAAUCCCGUCACAAACCAUGUGCAGAGUGCAGAGCAACAUAACCAAGAUGUGAACUCAUUAGGGUUGAUCUCUGCUAGAAAAACAGAGGAAGCUGUUGAGAUAUUGAAACUUAUGUCAUCAACUUACUUAGUGGCUCUAUGUCAAGCAAUUGAUUUAAGGCAUUUGGAAGAAAAUCUCAAGAGCACAGUCAAGAACACAGUUAAUCAAAUUUCUAAGAGAGUUUUGACUAUGGGAUUCAAUGGAGAGCUUCACCCGUCGAGAUUCUGCGAAAAAGACCUAAUCAAAGUCGUCGAUAGAGAAUACGUUUUCGCAUACAUCGAUGAUCCUUGUUGUGCAAGCUAUCUAUUGAUGCAAAAGUUGAGGCAAGUUCUUGUUGAUCAUGCUUUGUUGAAUGGUGAAAAGGAGAAAAAUCCAACUACUUCAAUUUUUCAAAAGAUUGAAGCUUUUGAAGAUGAAAUUAGAACUCAUUUGCCUAAAGAAGUUGAAAAUGCAAGAAAUGAAUAUGAGAGUGGUAAUUCUGCUCUUCCAAACAAGAUCAAGGAAUGCAGAUCAUACCCAUUAUACAAAUUUGUUAGGGAGGAAUUGAGUACCGAUUUGCUCACCGGAGAAAAAGUCCGAUCACCGGGCGAAGAGUUCGACAAGGUUUUUUCAGCAAUUCGUGCCGGAAAGAUAAUUGAUCCCAUGCUAGAAUGCUUGAAGGAGUGGAAUGGUGCUCCUCUACCUAUAAGCUAAGAUAUGCUCUUACAAUCUUUUUCUUAAUAUUUUUAUUUUGGUUAUUACAAAGUUUUAUUGUCAUGUUGAAUUUGUAACUUAAAGAAAAAUGUAAUAUCAAACUUUAUGUCUUUAUGUUGUUAAUUUUUCUUAAAAUCAAAAAAUCUUUUUGGUUUUUUUUAUCUUUGUACUAUGAAGUAAAUUUCAAUACAAGUGUAUAAUUAACAAGUUUCUGUA
Mercurialis annua (annual mercury) is the source of this 2487-nucleotide messenger RNA. RefSeq names its product phenylalanine ammonia-lyase-like. Gene Ontology annotation, molecular function: phenylalanine ammonia-lyase activity. Lineage: Eukaryota; Viridiplantae; Streptophyta; Magnoliopsida; Malpighiales; Euphorbiaceae. Gene Ontology annotation, biological process: L-phenylalanine catabolic process. The record is from RefSeq and is a predicted model, not a curated record. Bases 145 to 2271 code for a protein of 708 amino acids. Gene Ontology annotation, cellular component: cytoplasm. The transcript is spliced from 2 exons.